AAUAAAAAAAAUUCCUAUUAACAAGUUUUGGUGUGCCCUUAGUGCUAAUUACCGGUGUGGUUAGCUUCUACGAUCUGUGUCCAUACGUCAAUUUACUCCUCCAAUUCUCCGGCCUUUGGUGUUGAAUAAGACAAUGGGUUUAGGGUUUGGUGUUGGAUUCCUCGGUGUUCUGAUUCUAUUUCACGCAGCUUAUUCAACCAUCCAAUAUAGGGCUUUGUUGAAGAUUACAGAGGAAGAGUUUUCUGGGUCACCUUUUAGCGUGGUGAUUGAACUGUCUCUAGGUUUAUUACUUUGUACAUGGGCUGCUUUGACUGUGCCAGGGAAGUUUUUGUGCAUCCUCCCAGAUUCUGAAGAGAACAGGAUUGUUUCUUUACCUGUCAACCCGGACUUCAUGAUCUUCAACCAUCGUGGCAAACUUUUUCCAUUGGAAAUGAAUGCGAAGCUGAGACAUUGAAAACUUUUCUAUAAUAGGGUUGAGCACCUUCCUUAUACAAGGGCUAAAAUUAUUUUCUCAAAAAUUAAAUAGUUUUUUUUAUGUAUGAGUUUUUGCAGCUUUUUUUUAUAACUACAUACUUUACACUUUUGUAUCAUGCACCUGUCUGUAAUUUGGGCAGGAUGCUACUAUUACUAGAGUCAUUUAUUUAUGAUGAGGUAGCCACAAGUUGACUAUACUUAUGUGAAUUAUUUGCUUAAACAUUGAAUUAGAUUGGCAAACUAAAAGCAAAUGAUAUUGUUUAUCUAGGUGAAAAA
This is a messenger RNA of Cicer arietinum (chickpea), 750 nucleotides long. Its product is annotated as membrane magnesium transporter. The record is from RefSeq and is a predicted model, not a curated record. Gene Ontology annotation, cellular component: EMC complex; early endosome; plasma membrane. NCBI's taxonomy places the organism in Eukaryota, Viridiplantae, Streptophyta, Magnoliopsida, Fabales, Fabaceae.